Messenger RNA from Contarinia nasturtii (swede midge), 3785 nucleotides. RefSeq names its product AP-3 complex subunit beta-2 (gene rb). Gene Ontology annotation, biological process: vesicle-mediated transport; intracellular protein transport. The coding region runs from base 259 to 3597 and encodes 1112 amino acids. Gene Ontology annotation, cellular component: membrane coat; AP-3 adaptor complex. The transcript is spliced from 7 exons. Lineage: Eukaryota; Metazoa; Arthropoda; Insecta; Diptera; Cecidomyiidae. The record is from RefSeq and is a predicted model, not a curated record.
UAUGCUUGUUCCGUAUGGGAAAAACAUAGACAUUUUUUUUGAAGAAAUUUUCGAAAGUAAAAGAAUCUUGAAGAGAUUUUUGUGCAAUAAAAUACAAUUUAUUUUUCUCAAUCGGUGACUUUAUUUUCUUUUGUAAAUCAUUUUAUUUGGAAAUAGACGAGGAAUUUUAUUGUAUCGGUUAAACAAUUUCAUAGAAAUUGUUGCUGAAAGAAUACUCGUUUAGUUGGGUAAAAAAUAAUUGCACUUCAAAGUGUAGGUAUGCUAGGUGGCUCUACAAUGAGUGCGGCAAAUGCAUUACAAAAUUUGAGCGGCGCUUCAUCAUCAAGCGGAAUGGCUGUGUCUUCAUCAUACAAUAGCGAUCGAUCAUCGGUUCAAACCGGACUGGAUGUUGAAUACGCAAACGAUGCUGCGUCCGGAGGUUUUUUCAAUAGUGAUUUUAAAAAACAUGAUGACUUGCGGAAUAUGUUGGAUAGUAAUAAGGAUAACUUGAAAUUAGAAGCGAUGAAACGAAUUAUUGGCAUGGUAGCAAAGGGGCGUGAUGCAUCCGACCUAUUUCCAGCUGUCGUUAAAAACGUCGUAUCUAAAAACAUUGAAAUCAAAAAAUUGGUCUAUGUAUAUUUGGUGCGUUACGCUGAAGAGCAACAAGAUCUUGCAUUAUUGUCGAUUUCGACAUUUCAACGUGCAUUGAAAGAUCCAAAUCAAUUGAUUCGAGCAAGUGCACUUCGUGUCUUAUCGAGUAUUCGUGUGCAUUGUAUUGUUCCUAUUGUCAUGUUGGCGAUUAAAGAUUCUUCGGCCGAUAUGAGCCCAUAUGUUCGAAAAACUGCGGCGCACGCCAUUCCAAAACUGUAUAGCUUGGAUGCAGAACAAAAAGAAGAAUUGAUUAAAAUCAUUGAAAAGCUUUUAUCCGAUAAAACUACGCUAGUUGUUGGUUCAGCCGUAAUGGCAUUUGAGGAAGUGUGCCCCGAACGCGUCGAUUUGAUUCAUAAAAAUUAUCGAAAAUUGUGCAAUUUAUUGGUGGACGUUGAUGAAUGGGGACAAGUGAUAAUUAUAAAUAUGUUGACACGUUAUGCGCGUACCCAAUUCACCGAUCCGAAUGCAGAUGAUGAUGAUGGCAAUGAAAAUGGUGAUGGCGGUAAGGACGAAAAACCAUUUUAUGAAGACUCUUCCGCUUCGGAAAAUGAAUCUGAAUCAAAAAUUCAUUUAAAUCGAAAUGAUAAAACCUACAUUCUUGAUCCGGAUCAUCGUCUGCUAUUAAGACAAACAAAACCACUUUUGCAAAGUCGAAAUGCAUCGGUGGUGAUGAUUGUUGCUCAACUUUAUCAUCACAUUGCGCCCAGAAAUGAAGUGAACAUUGUGUCAAAGGCAUUGAUACGUUUGCUACGCAGUCACAAAGAGGUGCAAAGUGUUGUCCUCACAAACAUUGCAUCAAUGUCAACGCAACGAAAGUCAAUUUUUGAGCCCUACCUCAAAUCGUUUUUUGUACGAACCAGUGAUCCGACCCAUAUUAAAUUGCUUAAAUUAGAGAUUCUAACGAGUCUGGCAACGGCCGCAACGAUUUCAGUGAUUUUACGAGAAUUUCAAACGUACAUCAGUAGCAAUGACAAAAAGUUUGUCGCCGCAACAAUUCAGGCCAUUGGACGGUGUGCCGCAUCAAUUACCGAAGUGACGGAAACAUGCUUGAGCGGAUUGGUGCAUUUGCUAUCAAAUCGAGAUGAAUAUGUUGUGGCUGAAAGUGUUGUUGUGAUCAAAAAUCUUCUACAAACAAAAGCAGCCGAUCAUUUUGAAAUCAUAUCGCAAAUGGCGAAAUUGAUUGAUUUCAUCACAGUGGCUGCGGCUCGAGCAUCUAUUCUCUGGUUGAUUGGUGAAUAUUGCGAAAAAGUGCCCAAAAUUGCACCGGAUGUCUUGAGAAAGAUGGCCAAAUCUUUUGCUGAUGAGGAAAAUAUAGUAAAACUACAAGUUCUAAAUCUGGCUGUAAAACUCUACUUAACCAAUCCGGAGCAAACAGAAAUGUUAUGUCGGUAUUUAUUCAAUUUGGCACGAUAUGACGAAAACUAUGAUGUCAGAGACCGUGUCAGAUUUUUAAAACCAUUUAUAUUCCCAGCGAAUGGAGAAACGGUGCUGUCAAAGCAGGCAAAACGUGUAUUUUUAUCUGCUAAGCCAGCACCGUUGCUUAUAAGCCAGUACUCUCGUGAGCAAUUCCAAUUGGGAUCGUUGGCACAUUAUUUGAACGCUAGAACAAUUGGUUAUCAUGAUUUGCCACCGUUCCCAAAAACGGCGCCCGACUCAAGUGUUAGAGGGGUUGAAAUUGUCGUGCACGAUGAUAGCAAUAAUUUUGAUGCAAACGAAAGCCAACAUUGGGAAAACCGAAGUGCCAAAGGAACGAAUAAAUCAAAUAAAAAAGAUAAAUCAUUCUAUACGGAUAGCGAAAAUGAAAAUGAAUCGUCUAAAGGACGACGUUCCGACGACGAUUCAAGCUCUGACGAGAAUUCGGAUGAAAAGUCAAGCUCAGCCAAUUCGGAGAACGAUGAAAGUGAUGACGAAUCGAAAAGUAGUGGCAGUGGCAGUGAAAGUGAUGGUUCAGAUGAUGGAUCAGAUGAAAGCUCGAGCGAAGAAAGCAGCAGUGAUGAUACAGAUUCGUCUGAAAGUGAUGAAGAUUCCGAAUCAAGUGAUGAAAAAAACAAGGUCAAAGUGAAGCCAAAAGAAAACUCAAAGGCAACAACCGCACCACCACCAAAAGCGGAACGAAGCAAUUUGGAUUUGUUGUUAGAUUUGGGUGACAUUGCUCCCACCGCACCGAUAAUGACACCAUCAUUGGGUGGAUUUUUGUCUCCAAUGUCAUCGUCAAGCAUUGGUGUAAACCUCCCAAUGAGUACAUCAAGUCGUUUUGAAUUGGUCGGUCCCGUUCAUGUUUCAUUGGAUAAACGUGAACUUUUGAACAAAAUCAAUAGUCAUGGCCUACAAAUAAACUAUCGUUUUACUCGUGCUCCGCAUUUGUUUUCAGCCAAAAUGGUUUCAAUUGAACUUACAUUCCACAAUGAAUCGAACAAUGAGUUGGAAAAUAUACAUAUAUCGAAUAAAUCGUCACUGCCAGCCAAUAUAACAAUUUGUGAUUUUGUGACCAUUGCCAAAUUGAGCCCCGGCCAAUGUGUACAGGGCGUUCUUGGUGUUGAUUUUAAUGAUUCAACACAACCAUUUACAUUUGAAAUAACAUCAAGUGCUGGAAGUGCAAAGGUUUCAUUAAAAUCGUCCGUUGGUGAAAUGAUUCGAUCGGUUCGUGUCAGCGAAUCGGUUUUCAAAGAAGAACAAUCACGUUUGUGUGGAAUGAAUGAGCAUAUAUGCAAAAUAAACACAAAAUCCACGGCGAUUGCAAUUCAACAAAAUAUAUUCGAAACGGCAAAUUUGGCACUCAUUGCAAAUAAAACCAAUUCGGACGGAGAUAUUCUUCAAUUUGCCGGUCAAACAAUGUCAUCGCAAAGCGUGGUAUUGGUGACGGUCAAUCGUGACGCUUCCAAUGGCACAUCAAUUACAGUUAACUGUGAAAAAAUGGUUAUCGGAUCCAUGCUUUUGAAUGAGAUCAAAAAUUCCAUUAAAUGUUAGAUCAUAGAUUAAGAAAGGAUUUAUUUUUUGCUAAACAAAACGAACAAAUCUAUACAAUAAAGUGUGCUUUAGGCAUUCAUUUGCAUAAAGUCAAUUCUAAAGUCAAUGCGCCAGGGAUAAAAUCUCGCUCCUGUUUAAUAUUGGAAUGUCAUUUAUUUAAAAUAAAACAAUACAUCAUAUGAAUAAAA